This is a messenger RNA of Dermacentor andersoni, 922 nucleotides long. The record is from RefSeq and is a predicted model, not a curated record. Lineage: Eukaryota; Metazoa; Arthropoda; Arachnida; Ixodida; Ixodidae.
AUGCCGGUGCCCAUUCAGCAGCAACCUGUCGCCGCGCCUCCUAGUUGCGCUGAGGUUAUACCGAGACGCCACCGCAAGCCGAGGGGUCCGGCGGGCCUCCUGGCGCCGGCCCCGUGUCUUGGCGCAGAACCCCUCCUACCAAAGGCUCUCAAGUCGCAAGCUCCGUGCCUCAGCCAGUGCGCCCUCGUACCCAACACUCUCGAGCCCCAGCUCCAGUGGCCAUACCCACGCCCUCUCCUACCCAACCCUCUCGAGUCCAAGCUCCAGCCGCCAAACACACGCCCCCUGUUACCCAGCGCUCUCGAGCCCCAGCUCCAGCCGCCGAACCCACGCCCCCACCUACCCAACGGUCUCGAUCCCCAUCUCCAGCGGCCAAACCCACGCGCCCUCUUCCUCAAAGUUCUCGAUCCGCGUCUCCAGUGGCCCAACCCACGCGCCCUUCUCCUAAAACCUCUCGAGCCCAAGCUCCAGUGGCCCAACCCACGCGUCCUCCUCCUAAAAGCACUCGAGCCCCAGCUCCAGCGGCUAAACCCACGCCCCCUCCUCCUCAAAGUACUCGAGCACCAGCUCCAGCGACCAAACCCACGCCCACUCCUACUCAAAGCACUCGAGCCCCAACUACCACGGCAAAAUCCACGACCCGUCGUCCUAAAAGAACUCGAGGCCCAGCUCCAGUGGGCCUGUCUACGCCACCUAGUUCUGCCACCACGAUCACGUCUACGCCUCUGAUGUGCUCGGUGUCUGAGACGGCCACGCUGGCCGUACAGUACCCGGACGACGGCCUGUGCGACAUCCUCAUGUACACACACGUUCACGCCGUAGACGACAUGGUUGAGGCGGUCGACGACAUGGUGAGCUUCGACAUGUUCACCUCGGUGUGCGUCUCACGAUAUUCGAAGACCACCUGUGGCCUUUCGUUCGA